This is a messenger RNA of Penicillium alfredii, 636 nucleotides long. RefSeq names its product DUF4396 domain-containing protein. The coding region runs from base 1 to 636 and encodes 211 amino acids. The transcript has 2 exons. The record is from RefSeq and is a predicted model, not a curated record. Lineage: Eukaryota; Fungi; Ascomycota; Eurotiomycetes; Eurotiales; Aspergillaceae.
AUGAAUCGCCCAUGUUUAGGGCUUCGACCUGUUCGUCUAAGUUGGUCAGCCCGACUUUUUGCGACGACGUCAACUACAAGAAAUCGCCAGUCAACUCAACCAAAGCAGCUUGUCUCAGAACGCGAAGAUGCGUCUUCAAAGAAGCGCACAGUUGUCAAUGUGGCAAAAGCACAACUAUCGAUUCUCCACCGCUCGUUUUGGGCCUGUCGAUCGACAUGGAAGCGAGCUAGAAUCAACACACUGCGUUGUCUUCUGGGCUGCAGUAUCGGCGAUUUCUCCGCGUUAUGGAUGCUUCAGACGUUUUGCCCAGAUAUGGGAGUGGGUUCAAUGAUGGCUGUGUCGAUGGCUUCCGGAAUCACCAGCUCCAUCAUCCUUGAAACAGUUCUUCUUCGACAUGGAAAGGACCGGCUCCCAUGGCCCAUCGCCGCUCGUACCGCCAUGGGGAUGAACCUCGUCUCUAUGUUGGCCAUGGAAGCGGCGGAGAAUACGGUUGACUUUCACCUCACUGGGGGUGUAGUCGUCCUUGCUGACUCCGGUUUCUGGCUGGCGGCUGCUGUUUCAGUGGGAGCUGGGUUUCUGGUUCCUUUGCCGUAUAAUUAUGCCCGGCUGCGAAAGUAUGGGAAGGCGUGCCAUUAA